This is a messenger RNA of Neoarius graeffei (lesser salmon catfish), 1392 nucleotides long. RefSeq names its product one cut homeobox 1 (gene onecut1). Gene Ontology annotation, molecular function: RNA polymerase II cis-regulatory region sequence-specific DNA binding; DNA-binding transcription factor activity, RNA polymerase II-specific. Gene Ontology annotation, cellular component: nucleus. The transcript is spliced from 2 exons. NCBI's taxonomy places the organism in Eukaryota, Metazoa, Chordata, Actinopteri, Siluriformes, Ariidae. The record is from RefSeq and is a predicted model, not a curated record. Bases 1 to 1392 code for a protein of 463 amino acids. Gene Ontology annotation, biological process: regulation of transcription by RNA polymerase II.
AUGAACGCGCAGCUGUCGAUGGAGAGCCUGGGCGAUCUGCACGGCGCGAGCCAUGAGCCGGCAACGGCGGCGGCGGCGGCUGCUCACGCGCGCUCCGCGGCGGGCAUGGCGUCGAUCCUAGAGAGCGGCGACUAUCCUCAUCCUGCCCAUCCGCACCAUCCUCAUCCUCACCAUCCGCACGCUCAUCCGCAUCCUCAUCAGCACCGCCCCCCGGAGCACGCGGGCCUUGCGGGCCACCUGCACGCGGCGAUGAGCGGCGCCAUGGCGUGCGAGGCGACCGCCGGUAUGGGCAUGAGCGGCACGUACACCACGCUCACGCCGCUGCAGCCUUUACCGCCCAUCUCCACCGUGUCCGACAAGUUUCCUCAUCAUCCUCAUCCUCACGCUCAUCCUCACCAAAGGAUCGCGGGCAACGUCAGCGGGAGCUUCACGCUCAUGCGGGACGAGCGCGCGCUGGCCUCCGUCAACAACCUCUACGCGCCUUACCACAAGGACGUGGCGAGCAUGGGCGCCAUCCACGGCUCCCAGCACGCACUGCCCCCACCUCCGCCGCCUCCUCCGCCGCCGCCGCCGCCGCCUUACGCCCAUGACAAGAUGCUCGCGCCCGCCGGAUUCGACUCGCAUCACCCUGCCAUGCACGCGAGCAGCGUCACCUCGUCCACCUCGUCCUCGUCCUCCUCCCCGGCCACCGGCAUGAUGGUGCAAAUCAACGGCAUCCAUCACCAUCACCACCACCACCAGCACCACCACCAUCAUCCCCAUCACCCGCACGCGCACCUGAGCGCGCAAGCGCACCACAACCACCACCACGCGCAGGGAGCUCUUGGAGCGCGCGCAGGCGACCGGGAGCACGCGGCGCCCGUGGAAGAGGUGAACACCAAGGAGGUGGCGCAGAGGAUCACCACGGAGCUGAAGCGCUACAGCAUCCCGCAGGCCAUCUUCGCCCAGCGCGUGCUGUGCCGCUCGCAGGGAACGCUCUCCGACCUGCUGCGGAACCCCAAACCCUGGAGCAAGCUCAAGUCCGGCCGGGAGACCUUCCGCCGCAUGUGGAAGUGGCUCCAGGAGCCCGAGUUCCAGAGGAUGUCCGCGCUGCGCCUCGCAGCGUGCAAAAGGAAGGAGCAGGAACACGGCAAAAAUGAGCGCGGAAACGUCUCGAAGAAACCGCGACUCGUUUUUACCGACGUUCAGCGUCGAACUUUACAUGCAAUAUUCAAAGAGAACAAGCGCCCGUCCAAAGAGUUACAAAUCACCAUCUCUCAGCAGCUGGGCCUGGAGCUCGCCACCGUCAGCAACUUCUUCAUGAACGCUCGCCGGCGGAGUCUCGAUAAGUGGCUGGAUGAUGGAGGCUCCAACUCAGCCAACUCAUCCUCCAGUACUUGUACCAAAGCAUAA